GUUAGCUCGCUUCACAUCGUUUAUAGCGGCGGCACGGAAAGACAGAUAGUGCUUCCUGAAAGUCCAAACAAAACAUGCGUUAUUGCUUUAUUUCUUAAGUUUUAAGCAAACAAAGUGUUUGAAAUUAAUUGGAAAUUAUCUGUUCAUUUGAAUAACAAGAAUGGAGCAUUCGGUGCCCAAAAAUAAGCUGAAGAAACUCAGUGAAGACAGUCUUACCAAGCAGCCAGAGGAAGUGUUUGAUGUCCUUGAAAAGCUUGGAGAAGGAUCAUAUGGCAGUGUUUUUAAAGCCAUUCACAAGGAAUCAGGCCAGGUUGUGGCCAUUAAACAGGUUCCUGUCGAAUCAGACCUCCAGGAGAUCAUCAAAGAGAUCUCCAUAAUGCAGCAAUGUGAUAGUCCUUAUGUGGUGAAGUACUAUGGCAGCUAUUUCAAGAACACAGAUCUGUGGAUUGUGAUGGAGUACUGUGGCGCUGGAUCGGUGUCUGAUAUCAUCAGACUGCGCAACAAAACACUCACCGAAGAUGAGAUCGCCACAGUCCUCAAAUCCACCUUGAAAGGUCUGGAGUAUCUCCAUUUCAUGAGGAAAAUCCACAGAGACAUCAAAGCAGGGAAUAUUCUCCUCAACACAGAGGGCCAUGCUAAACUAGCUGAUUUCGGAGUGGCUGGACAACUUACCGACACAAUGGCGAAGAGGAACACGGUUAUAGGAACACCCUUCUGGAUGGCCCCUGAAGUAAUCCAGGAGAUCGGCUACAACUGCGUGGCAGAUAUCUGGUCUCUCGGCAUCACAUCCAUAGAAAUGGCCGAAGGAAAGCCUCCUUAUGCAGACAUUCAUCCAAUGAGAGCUAUUUUUAUGAUCCCCACAAACCCUCCACCCACUUUCCGCAAGCCAGAGCUAUGGAGUGACGAAUUCACAGAUUUUGUGAAGAAAUGUCUGGUGAAGAACCCAGAGCAGAGAGCAACGGCCACUCAACUGCUCCAGCAUCCAUUUAUAACCAAUGCUAAGCCGGUGACCAUCCUGCGGGACCUGAUCACAGAGGCCAUGGACAUGAAGGUCAAGAGACAACAGGAGCAGCAGAGAGAGCUGGAGGAGGAUGACGAGAACUCGGAUGAGGAAGUGGAAGUGGAUUCCCACACCAUGGUGAAGUCUGGUUCAGAGAGCGCUGGAACCAUGCGAGCCACAGGCACCAUGAGCGACGGUGCUCAGACCAUGAUCGAGCACAGCAGCACCAUGCUGGAGUCUGACCUGGGCACCAUGGUCAUUAACAGCGAUGAUGAUGAUGAUGAGGAGGAGGAGGUAGAUCUCGGCUCGAUGAGGAGAAAUCCUACAUCUCAGCAAAUUCAGCGUCCGUCCUUCAUGGACUACUUCGACAAACAAGACUCAAAUAAAGCACAAGAGGGUUACAAUCACAACCAGCAGGACCCGUGUUUAAUUUCCAAGACCGCUUUCCCUGAUAAUUGGAAAGUGCCACAAGAUGGAGAUUUCGAUUUUCUGAAAAACCUCGAUUUUGAGGAGCUUCAGAUGCGCCUUUCUGCUCUGGACCCCAUGAUGGAGCGAGAGAUUGAAGAUCUGCGGCAGCGCUACACAGCCAAGAGGCAACCCAUCCUUGACGCCAUGGAUGCGAAGAAACGCCGGCAGCAGAACUUCUAACCGACUUCACAGAUGCUGAAGCUUCAAAGCUGGCUGACCAGAUCUUAUGUCCCCUUCUGUGUUCAGUCUUUGUACUGAUGCAUCUUAUUCUAGACUCCUGCUGUUUGUACAUUCGAAGAAGGUCCCAGUGGAUGUAUAAAACCUAAAAUCACGAUUUGUUAGUUUGUUCUUUAGAAUUCAAAGGUCACAAUAUUAGGAGUUCACUUUAAACGGAACAAAUUAUUCACAAUCUUAAUCAGUCUCACUCUCUAUUGUUAUGAAGUUUAGGCUUUUCUACCUUAACUUUAAAAUUCAAGCCAUCUCUACAUCCGUGGUUAAUACUUUCUUAAUACUGUAAAUGAAUCCAAGGCGAAAAUUACUGUGAAAAUGUGAAGUUUUGUGGCUGAAUUUUUAAGAAAUGCUGGUUGGACUGCUGCAAAGUCAUUUUUAGUGUGAAUGGAUUACUAAACCAAAGACAAUCAAAAGUAGAGAAUGCCUUAGAGCGCUUGAUAACCCUCUUUUUGAAGUUUGCAUCACCAAGCUAUAGGUUAGUAUUCUGCUAAUGUGGGACCAUUUUAGAGUAGAGAUGCCACUGUCAUCGUUUCUGGUAUUAAUUUAGAAAGAAACGGGACCGUUCCUGCAGCUAUGCAUCCCAUCAAAAUUCCUUGUCAGCACAAAGUGAGGUUUGAAACAUCUGUCCACAGCUUUGUAAAUAUGCAUGGCUUAUUUAUGCUGAAUGUCACUUUCUCGGUUUCUGAAUGUUUCUGUGUGACGUCUUCCCUAUGGUCUCUUCGCUGCCACUGGCUUUUUGAUAACUUGUGGCAAGUAUUUGUGAGGAAGUGAGAACUACUUUUCCUGUGCCCCAUUUUAAAGUCCUCGUUUUAUCUCAGGCGUUGCUUGGCUUUGAACUGUCUCUCUUCUGGUCUUUUUCAAAGAUCGAGUCAUUCCAAUACAGUGAUUUUGUGUUUCUCAUUAUGGUAAUGGUACCAUCAUUACUAGGCCUACUGAGUCUCCAUAACUACCAAAAGCAAUACAGCAACUCAAGGACAUAGUAAUGUAACAAUGCCAGUAAUGUGAAUGACCUAAACCAGUUGCUGAAUCUUUUCAGAGAAGGAUGAGUUGUUUUAAAUAGACUUUAAAAUGACUCUCAAAAUGUUUAUGCCCUGAUUGUGGACUGAUGAUGUCUAUAAAUCUGAGUUGGUUUGAAGUAUAGUCUGCUAAUGAUUUUUUUUUUUUUACAAAAGCUUAUUCAUAAAAUAGUUAGGGAUGUUACCAAUGCCUUACAUUUCCUGCAGUUGUGAGUUAUAUCAGUUUAUUUCAUACUCUGACAUUUACAUAGGCACAUUUUUACUCAACACUCUAAUUUAUUGUGCGUUAUUCAUAAUGUAUGUUAUUUUUUGCACUCUGCAUAGAGUUUUUGAAUAAAGGUCUGUUACUUGUC
This is a messenger RNA of Sinocyclocheilus anshuiensis, 3068 nucleotides long. Its product is annotated as serine/threonine-protein kinase 3-like. Gene Ontology annotation, cellular component: cytoplasm. NCBI's taxonomy places the organism in Eukaryota, Metazoa, Chordata, Actinopteri, Cypriniformes, Cyprinidae. Gene Ontology annotation, molecular function: protein serine/threonine kinase activity; ATP binding. The coding region runs from base 161 to 1648 and encodes 495 amino acids. Gene Ontology annotation, biological process: protein phosphorylation; signal transduction; protein tetramerization. The transcript is spliced from 11 exons. The record is from RefSeq and is a predicted model, not a curated record.